AUGUCUACCAAUCAUUCCACAGCUGGCGAGAUCGCCAUCGCCGAAGAUAGUUUAAGAAUAUGGAGCUGCGUUACAUGUCGGCGUCGCAAAGUGAAAUGCGACAGAAAAGACCCUUGCUCUAAUUGUGUCAAGAACCAAAUCGAAUGCCACUUUCCCGUCACUGGUCGUCUUCCACGCCGACGAGAUCCCGCGGCGUGGAAGUCCCCAACUGAGAAGCAAGCCGAACUACUAGAUCGAUUGAGGCGCCUUGAAUCACUCGUUACAGAACUUGCAGCACAAGUGGAAGACGGCCCGGACAAGAUCCAAUCCCUAUUCACGGGGCCAUUGACCAGUGCCACAGUUGGCGAAUUGAUAUCUGCCAUGAAAUCUUCAUUUCAAGGAGAGACAAAUGAAGACUUUGGAAGAUUGGUUGUUGGAAAAGAAGCCGGUUUGCAAAUCGGAAAGGGUUUCUGGUCCAUUUUCUGCAAUGAGGUUGAGCACAUAUUUCAAGGUAUUCAAGAUGUGACUUCCGAUAUAUCAGGCUCAAACCUUGAGGCCACUUCAUCGAACAGCCAAAGACAAUCACAUAGCAUCUACUCGGACUUUUAUUUAGGAAACCAGUAUACAAGAGAUGUCCCUCAAAGCCUCGAUGCUUUAUACCCCCUACCAUCACAGAUGUUUUUCAUCUGGAGGACAUAUGUAGAGAACGUUGUUCCAUUCAUUAACGUCAUUGAUAUUGCAGCUGUGGAAGAGGUGGUAAAUAAUUUGAGGGGCAAUUUUGACUCCCUUGAGCCGAGCUUGCAGGCCUUAUUAUUUGCGGUAUCCUUGGCAGCAAUCACAUCAUUGGAUGAAGAAGAAACUCUGGCUUGUUUCGACACACCGAGAAUUGGGCUAAUUGCUCGAUUUCGCCUUGGAACAGAGCGGGCGCUCGCCAAUGCCGAGCUGUUGAUGACGAGAAAAAUUGAAACUAUCCAAGCAUUCGUAAUAUAUCUCUCGCUUCUACCAUACAUUGGAAGCCAGGAACUGUUAUCGCCAUUUAUGGGCCUCUUACUAAGGAUUGCGACAUCUUUACAGCUGCACAGAGAUGCUGAAAACUUCAAAAUGCCUACUCUGACCAAAGUUGAGAUUGAGAUACGUCGCCGACUGUGGUGGCAGAUUAUCUUCCUUGACUCAAAAUCUCGAUCAAAACGUACAGCAGGAUUGUCAGCAUCAGAUACAAUGUUCGACACUAAAACUCCAAGCCAUAUGUUGGAAGAUGGUAAAGGAGCAUUCUUGGAUCCUUCUAACGCACAAAACCAGUCUAUUGUUUGCAUCAUACGGUGUGAAGUAUGGCUAUUGUCUCGUUUCUUGAACGCAAAUCGGCCAAAUCCCUUGGAGCAGAAACUCGAUGCUUUCAAUCGGACAAGAUCAAGGCUAGAGACCUUAUGCAUGCCAAGUGUAUCAUCAAACCAUGCUCUAACAUCUCUAGUCAAGACUAUGACAUCACUUGUGCUUUCUAAAGUCGAGCAUGCGAUAUAUCUACAGCAUCUUCACAAUCUGAAAGAGCUCUCUCAAAUGCCAUCCCAGGAAAUGAUGCAACAUCAUUUAGACUUAUCAAUAGAUAUCCUCAAACAAGCUCAUUGUCUACGAACAGAGCCUUCUUGGAAGAGAUGGAGAUGGCAACUACAAGGAGACUUUCCAUGGGCUUCAAUGAGCGUGGUGUUCAUCCAGCUCUGCCAGUCUCCCUGGUCGGCGAUUUCUGAGAAAGGAUGGGCACUAACACACCUAAUUUUUGAAGAAACCAGAGACAAAGUAAAACUUAGUCCAUCCUGGAACAAGUUAAACAAGCUUAUUAUCGCCGCCGAAGUCCAUCGAGGGAGGAAUCCAGCAGAGGGGACAUUACGCGUGCGUUCCCAAAAUAAGCCAUAUACAGCCAGCCUCAUCAAUACGGAGGAGAGCAUCAGUGGUGCUUCCGAAACCUUAGUGACUCAAUCGGCCAAUACUCAUAUUCCGCUCGAUUACCCUGAGUCCAGCCAGGCCGCAUUCGACAAUAGGUCAGAGAUUGAUGAAUCGAAUAAAUUUGAAUCUGCUAUGGCAUUUUAUCCUAUGGAAUGGCACCCAUGGGAUGAGGGACUCGCCAGUGACAACGAAUUUUUGGACUUCGAUUUUGCAAAUAUCGAAGAAUCGCUGGAACUAUAGCGGAAAGAGGUCAUUAGUAAUUAUAAAUACCUAUAAACAAAAGGGGGGAUUGUUCCAGAUGAGUAAAAUUACGCGGAGAAUAUUACAGAACAGUUUUCAAAUCAGAUAUUUUAUCGUAGGAACUGCGCUAAAACAGGAUGUGUUUUUAUAUCCGAUCUGCGGCGGAUAUAGCACGAGGACUAGAUUCCCCGAGUCCUGAGGUCAAUCGGGCUCCUUCGCCUUCCCCUAGCCUCACG
Messenger RNA from Trichoderma harzianum CBS 226.95, 2393 nucleotides. RefSeq lists its product as hypothetical. NCBI's taxonomy places the organism in Eukaryota, Fungi, Ascomycota, Sordariomycetes, Hypocreales, Hypocreaceae. Gene Ontology annotation, biological process: DNA-templated transcription; regulation of DNA-templated transcription. The coding region runs from base 1 to 2157 and encodes 718 amino acids. The record is from RefSeq and is a predicted model, not a curated record. The transcript is spliced from 3 exons. Gene Ontology annotation, molecular function: DNA-binding transcription factor activity, RNA polymerase II-specific; DNA binding; zinc ion binding.